AUGGUGCAGUUUAUCCAUCAAGCGCCGUGGGUGCAAUUGCUCAACAGUUGUGUCACGGAGGAGUUGGCAGCUACUAACCACAAGCCGCCGUUUACUAGCUUUCAGUUGGCAACCAUCGAUUCCGAGACGGGCUACCCCAACAACAGGACGUUGAUCUUUAGAGGGUGGCUAUUUGACAACAAGUCGUCGAACGUGAUUACGUUUACCACCGACAAGAGAAUGACAAAGUACCAGGAGUUGCUUGCGAACGACAAGGUCGAUGCCGUGUUUUGGUUCAGCAAUAUUCGGAAGCAGGUGAGACUCCGGGGCCAGGCCAAGCUACUAGACCAGGAUCACCAUCCCAACGUGUACAUACCCGAGAAUGUGCAGGCGCGGGGAAGAGAGGCGGGAGACGUGGAAGAAGGUGAUUAUAACUCGACUCCGCAGAAACAGCAGAUUCACACUACACUAAUAUCUCCCAACUUUGCGGCUAAAAACUCGAGUGACGCGACCCUCAGCCCCGUUGAUCUUGUACCACCCACCAGUGAAGAAUGGACGCAGGAGUUGGAAAGACACUGGAACAGCCUCUCUAAAGCAAUGAAGACCUCGUUUCGGAAACCCAUGCCCAAGUCUCCUAUAAACGAGGAGGACCUGAAGUUGAUUGACAAGAUCCAGCGAGGUGUCGACGGCAAGAAAGACGACGAUGGGUUGAAGAAUUUUGCCGUGGUGGCCGUAUUCGUGAACCACGUCGACUAUUUUGAACAGGAUAAGGACAAGAGGUAUAUUUACGAGUUGGAAGAGGACAACCAUCUGUGGACCGAGCAAGAAGUGUGUCCUUGA
Messenger RNA from Lodderomyces beijingensis, 819 nucleotides. NCBI's taxonomy places the organism in Eukaryota, Fungi, Ascomycota, Pichiomycetes, Serinales, Debaryomycetaceae. The record is from the annotation of a GenBank genome assembly.